CUUGUCUGUUUGGGGCGGGACCGUUUGGAUGGAGUCGUCACACCGGCGGUCCCCAAAAGUGUGAGAUGGAGGGAAGGGUCUCAAAUGUAGAAAUCUGCAAUUUGGCUUACACUGGGAAGUUUGAAGAACUGAAAAGAUGCGUGUUUUCCGACAGCUCGCAAGCGACGAGAGCAGAUCAGGACAGCAGGACUGCUCUGCACUGGGCCUGUUCAGCUGGGCAUGUGGACAUCGUGCAGUUUCUGCUGGACCUCGCAGUUGAAGUGGAUCUGAAAGACGAUGCCUGUUGGACUCCUCUUCAUAUAGCGGCGUCUGCUGGGAGAGAAGAAAUUGUCAGAUCCUUGAUAUCUAAAGGAGCUCAGUUGAAUGCUGUGAACCAGAAUGGUUGUACCCCACUACACUACGCAGCAUCAAAAAACCAUUACGAGAUAGCCCAGAUUUUGCUAGAAAAUGGUGCAGACCCCAACGCCACAGAUAAACUGGAAUCAACUCCUCUACACAGAGCUUCUGCCAAAGGCAACUAUCGACUCAUUCAGCUUCUUUUGAAAGAGAGCGCUUCUACCAACAUUCAAGACUCGGAGGGAAACACACCACUUCAUCUCGCAUGCGACGAGGAGCGAACGGAGGCCGCAAAACUCCUCGUGGAACAUGGCGCCAGCAUCUACAUCGAGAACAAGGAAAAGAUGACGCCUCUACAAGUAGCUAAAGGUGCCCUGGGAUCUGUGUUGAAGCGCAUCGUGGAGGGUUGAUGGACCCUGAACAGAAAUGAAAGAAUGCACUUGGAGCUGUUGAUUAAGCUGCUCUUCAUGUAUGAAUAAUAUUGUUUAUGAGAGUAUCUGAGAGAGACACAGUAGAGGAACUGCUUUGUGCUGGGCGUUUUCACAGAUGUUCGCUGCAGAGAAUAAAGUCAACAUUAUGUCAUCAACGUUAAUUUUUUUUGGCAGUUUAAAAGCUCAUGGCUUAAUAUAUUGGUCACUUUAGGAUUUUAGAUUUACAGAUAACAUUCUGAUUAUUUUGACUUCAGCAACGGAUGCUUUAUUUCUGUUAAACCUAAAGCUGAUUUUGUUCUUAAUCACGUGUCAUUUCUAGGUUUGUAUCUGUGUGCAAAAAUGACAACACCAUAGUCUAUUCUUUCAUCUUGAUGCUUGUUUUUUUUUUUUUAUAAUGAAAAUAAAUUGUAAUUGAAUAAAA
This is a messenger RNA of Puntigrus tetrazona (Sumatra barb), 1188 nucleotides long. It is a transcript of the gene psmd10, whose product is annotated as proteasome 26S subunit, non-ATPase 10. The transcript is spliced from 5 exons. The coding region runs from base 66 to 746 and encodes 226 amino acids. Lineage: Eukaryota; Metazoa; Chordata; Actinopteri; Cypriniformes; Cyprinidae. Gene Ontology annotation, molecular function: protein binding. The record is from RefSeq and is a predicted model, not a curated record.